Messenger RNA from Cryptotermes secundus, 3736 nucleotides. RefSeq names its product proton myo-inositol cotransporter. Gene Ontology annotation, molecular function: myo-inositol:proton symporter activity. The transcript has 13 exons. Gene Ontology annotation, cellular component: membrane. NCBI's taxonomy places the organism in Eukaryota, Metazoa, Arthropoda, Insecta, Blattodea, Kalotermitidae. The record is from RefSeq and is a predicted model, not a curated record. Bases 140 to 1969 code for a protein of 609 amino acids. Gene Ontology annotation, biological process: transmembrane transport.
GUAACAUGGUAGAAUGGAGAUAGUUGUGGUUAGUUGUGUGCGUUGUGUGUGCUUUUGUCAAUGUUGUGUACGACAUUGAUGAAUGCGGUAGUGAUUUUUGAGAGCUCCAACUUUCAGUAUCGUUUGUUUUCGCGUAAUUAUGUCAACUAAGUAUGAGUCAACCAAUAACAUUACAAGCAGUGAAGAUCUUGUACCAGAGAAAUCCAAAUUUCGAACGCCCACUUUUAUAUACGUGUUGACAUUUCUGAGCACAAUUGGAGGCUUUUUGUUUGGCUAUGAUACGGGUGUGGUUUCGGGUGCUAUGCUCAUCAUUAGGGAUGAAUUCAAGCUGUCUACAGAAUGGCAUGAAUGUAUCGUGUCCUCAACAAUCGCCGCUGCUUGGAUGUUUUCACUCAUCGGCGGAUGGCUGACAGAUAAACUUGGUCGGAAACCUGUGAUCCUGCUGGCAAGCAUCGUCUUCUCGGCUGGCUCCAUUAUCAUGGGCCUGGCAAACGGGAAAGAAGUCCUCCUGGCCGGGCGUAUCAUCGUCGGCAUCGGCAUUGGUGUGGCAAGCAUGAGUGUGCCUGUAUACAUAGCAGAGAGUGCUCUUCCAGAAGUUCGUGGUCGUUUUGUUACUCUGAACACCAUAUUCAUCACUGGGGGUCAGUUCAUUGCCUCUGCUGUUUGUGGUGGAUUUAGUUCUCAUCCUGAUGGUUGGAGGUACAUGCUUGGUUUAGCUGCGGUUCCAGCUAGUAUACAAUUUUUUGGAUUUUUAGGAAUGCCAGAAAGUCCUCGGUGGUUGGUCUCUAAGAAAAAGUAUGAUGAAGCCUUGAAGGUACUGAGAUCAAUUCGAGAAGAAGACUUUCCUAUUGAAGAAGAACUGGAAAGCAUUAAAGAAGCAUGUAUGGAUGAGGAAAAUGAGUUACAAGUACGAAUACGAUCAGGAAGUAGCAGCUCUCUCUGGUUAAAAAUCCUCACCACAAAGGCUACCCAAAGGGCUUUGCUUCUUGGCUGCCUACUUCAAGGCAUACAGCAGCUCUCUGGAAUCAACACUGUCAUGUAUUACAGUGCAAGUAUUAUUCAAAUGGCAGGAGUGAAAGAUUACUCUAUUGCCAUUUGGCUAGCUUGUGCAACAGCAUCUGUAAAUUUCUUUUGCACCUUCAUUGGCCUGUUUCUUGUGGAACGAGUUGGAAGGAGACCACUUACACUUUGGUCUCUUGGAGGUGUCGUCAUUUCAUUAAUUAUUUUGGGAGUUGGAUUCCACUUAAUGACACUUGAUGCACCCCCUGUGACACUAACAGGGAACAGUAGCUGCUCAUUGGCUAGGACUUGUACGGACUGCAUAAGCAAAAAUUGCGGUUUCUGUUAUUGGGAUUUGCCUUCUGGAAUAAUUAAUGGAUCCUGCUGGGCACAAAAUCCUGUUGAUCCAUUCUCUUACCCAGAGAUGGGCAUGUGCAGUAAUGCGACAGUAAUGAGAGAGAACACAGAACUCACAUGGGCUGUGGACUGGUGUCCAUCAAGGUAUUCCUGGGUAGCAGUUGCAGCACUUGGAAUCUAUUUGCUCUUCUUUGCACCAGGUAUGGGGCCAAUGCCGUGGACAAUCAACUCUGAAAUAUAUCCUAUGUGGGCUAGAAGCUCAUGUAACAGUGUUGCCACAUCAACAAACUGGUUGUUCAAUCUUCUCAUCUCUAUGACUUUCCUAACACUAACACAGGUGCUCACCAGAGAAGGGGCCUUCUACCUGUAUGCUGGUUUUGCUGGACUUGGACUAAUUACCUUGCUGUUCCUUUUACCAGAGACAAAAGGAAGAUCUCUGGAAGAAAUGGAGACUGUAUUUUCUGGACCCUGGUGUAUGAAUUUUGGUUCCUCAGACCCAAAAAAUAUUCAUGAAAUUUCCUUUGCUCCAAACUGCAGUAAUUUGAAAAUUAAGCAUCAAACAUACAUCACAGAUAAAGUAUCAAAUCCUCUUUUAGUUAUCGAGCCAGUGUGAAAAAAAGUAGUCGCUGUGACCAGUCACAUGUAAAUUAUGUCCUGUGAAUUUCAAACUUCGCAGAGCAACACAAGGAUGGCAGUGCAUCAUGGACAUGACAUAAUGCUUCAAGAUGGAAAUAUGAAACUCCUUUUUAAUUUAGUGAAUAGUAAGAUGUCUCAAUGGAACAUUUAUAUUGCUAUUGUUAUUGCAAUAUCAUGAUUGCUGCUGUUUGAUGUCUGAACAAAGUAACCUGUAAAGCGAGAAACAGUGCCUGAAGAUAUUACUUAUAUAGGGUAGACAUGUAUGCUUGUUUCAGAACACAUUUUGUUUCCACAUUCCAAUAGAAUUAAAUAUAUAUGUUUUGAUAAGCAUUUUUGACAAAUGAGUGCAUGUAGAAACAGAGUGUUUUGGAAGCAUACGUAUUUAAUGUGCUUGAAAUAAGCUCAACCAAUGGCUGCAUACAUCAUGAAGUAAACACAGACUAAUAAGGUUGCAGCUCUUGUUGCCUGUGUUAUUCUUUUUGGAUUAGUUUGUGUAUAUAUGUUCCAUGGUUUUUAAAGUAUUUUUAUAUCAUAUUUAUGUUUUUGUUGGUGGCUUCUUCAGAAGCCACCAACAUCCAUGGAUGUGAAGUGAAUAAAUAAAUAAAUAAAUAAAUAAAAGGGCUCAGCUCCAUGAGUGAGUCAGCGAGAGUGAACUGAGUGAAUUCCUCUUCCAGGAUUCUCUCUUCUGUAAUUGUCUUGAUUUAUGUUAUUGUUCUUCUUUCAUUUUAUCUAGUAUGUGUUGUUCUAACUUAUCAAAAUUGCAAUUGUAAAAUCAAUUUAACAGUUAUUUAAGUAUCAGUGUAAGGUUGAAAAGUAUUCCAUUGAAACACAGAAAUGUUAAGAAAAUAUUAUUGUUGCAUAGAUUGUAUGUAUGUAUAUCCAGUUUUGAUAUCUGUUAUGGACAGUGUUGCCAGAAUUCCACAGGCAAAUAUCUCUGUGGCCAAUGAGUGAAGUAUACAUGCCCAUUUGAAUAAUCAGUGCAUUGGCAAAGAACAAACAUGAAUAUAUUCUCUUCAAGGAAUGCAUCCUGUUGUGUUACCCUAUACUUCAUUAUUAUUUUCCGUCUCAACACAACAACUAUCAAAGUCACAUUCAUAUUUAAUGCAUGAAAUGAGUUUAUUCAUUUUAAUACUAUGACAGUGUGCUAUAUGUUUUGGCUUAGAAAGCCAUCAUCAGGCAGAUACACUAACAAUUUUUUUUGUUGACUCUUCUCAACACCUGAUUCAAGUGCUUUCCAUCAUCAAAAUCUAUUGGAUCACUUCCUUCAAUCCAGGCGAGCCCAAAAUGUGUGAUUAUGUUUUGUCCCUUGAAGUACCUUUCCUUCAUCCCUUCACUGCAGUUAGAAAAGUUUACCUGCAGAAGGUCAUUAGGAUCAGAGGUCUGUUCCAACACUUGCAUUGCGAAAAACUCUGUAUGCCAUGUUUGUCUAACCACAGCCUCUUCCUGCAUCAGUGCCUCAGUUACAGUUGUCAGAGUGAGGUAUUCUUUCAAUGACUGACCAUGGUGGGAGUAUAUGAAGUAUUGGAUAACACAACAGGAUGCAUUCCUUGAAGAUUAUAAAUACUAGUCAUGCAAGUAGCAUAUAUAAGUACAUGAACACAAAGCUUAAACUACUGAAUUGCAUUUCAUUUUAUUGAAUUUGAAUAUAGUCAGCUAUGUUAGUAAUAGUUAUUAUAUUGUCAUAUGUAGUGGGGUAUGCGUGACGAAAAUAAUGGGUUGUAGUUCAGAUGAUUGGAUUUAUUAG